ACCACAACUCUGGUAACAUCCAUCGAAGCACAUGGGUGAAUCUAAAGAGAAACAGAACAGCAAUGACUUGAUUUUAAGAAAAGGAAGACGAAAGUUAAAAAUCUUGUUUUAUUGUCAUGCAACUGGUGUACAUUUGGCAAUAGCGACGCUUGCAGCACUACAAACACUUCAGACGAGCAUUAACAUAAAAGAUGACAUAGGCGCUAUUUCAUUGACUGCGGCGUAUAUAACAUCCAUAUUUUUCGGAGUUUUCUGUGUCCCGGCAGUUCUACGUGUGUUCGGUCCUCAUGUAGCUUUAGUGAUGUCCGACGUUUGUUAUUUACUAUAUUGUUUGGCAAAUUUUUAUCCAGAUUUGGUUGUCCUGACAAUCGGAGGCAUAAUCAGCGGAAUCGCUCGAGCACUUUAUCUUCCAAGUUACACAAUUCUCGUUAUGCAAAUCGCUUCACAAUGUAUGCAAUACUCAACAACGAAACAAGAUGGAUAUUAUUUCAAUUAUUUUCAAAGUCGAUUUUAUGGAAUGGUUGAAGCUGCUUCGAUAGUUGGAAACAUUUUAUCUUACGCAAUCUUGUCAGGAACAAAAUCCGACUCAGGUUCAGAAGAACUUACAUCUGGUAACACUGCAAUUUCUCCUAACGUUACAACAUCUGGCGAUUUUUCAAACUCGUACCAAUACUGUGGAGUAUACGAUUGUCAAGAUCCAGAAGUUGUCGAGAACAAUAUAGAUCAGUAUGUUCCCCCAGAUCAAAUGAGUGUAUAUAUAUUCUUAACUGUCGUUAGCAGCCUAUCGGUUCUUUCAGUUAUCAUGCAUUCUUUCAUAUAUCCGGGUCUUGGAACUUUUAGUCAUAAAUUGACCAAAGUAAGAGAGCGAGUGACCAACAGUCUUGAAGAAAACACAACAAAAUCCAAUACUGAUUUCAACAUUGAUGAAAUCAGUGUGACAUCAAACCACAACAAGAAAAAUGACGCCAAAUUUCAAAUAUAUGAAAAUGAAGGUUUCACAAACGACGAGAUUAAAACAAACGGGAAUGUGGCGGAUAAUGAUGACACCAGUUCAAUACAGUUGUCCGUGACUUCCAUUGAAAGUGCAGAGACAAGUUAUGAAAACUACUGGUCAACUCUAAAAGCAACGUUUUUGUUUCUCAUUUAUCCUCGCUCUCUGAUGCUGAGUGCAUCCGCAUUGCAUUUUGGAAUGUUUCUUGGAUUCUGUUUUGCUGAUCUUACCAGAGCAUACGCUUCUUGCGUCGCAGGAGUUGAAAUGACUGGCCUUUUUGCCAUGACAUUCGGAGCAGCGGGUAUGGUGUCCGCUUUGUUAUAUGGAAGAUUGAACUUCCCAUACCGGCGAUACGUUAUUUAUGCGGGAUUGUCAGUGUUAGAAUUAUCGAUGUACGUCGCUUGCUAUUUAUGGAAUCCCAAUCCCGACACAAUAUGGAUGGUUUAUAUGAUGUUUAUAGGAUGUGGAAUUGUAAAAGGAGCUUACAGACAAAAUAUUGUUGAAACUUACACUGUACAUUUUCUACACAACAAAGAUCUCGCGCUCAGUGUUUACAAUGUUUGGUUUAUGGCGGGAUUGGGAAUUCAAUAUGGUUUGAGUACUUUUAUGUGCGUUGAGACAAAACUGUACACACAAUUAGGUAUUUUUACAGCAGCAAUAAUACUUUUUGGUAAGUGGAUCAGGUACACUAUUAAUUUGAUUUUUUAUAUCAAAGUUACCCCUAAAAAAUGUCUGUAUCCGAAAAACAUACAGAAAUGUUGGAAAUGAAAUUAUAACAGGGGCUCGUACUGAUCUAAAAAAACAAAAAAAAAAUUUUUCAGCAAAAAAAAUAAAAAUAAAUUGAUUCCCUGUUUUAAAAAUCGAUACAACUAUUUGGGCUCAAAAAAUAAAAAAAAUAGUUUUCAUCAUUGACAAAUAUAGCAUUUGUUUGAUGCGAUUUCAUAAAGCACAAUCUACAAUCCGCGGUUGUAAGUUGCACAUAUUCUAAAAUAACCCAAUUUCAACGAUUUCCAGUUUUAGUUGAAUUCAUCUACAUGCGGGGCAAUGGCGUAGAGAAAAAUCAAAAUAACGAGAUUAAAACAAAACUAUGAAUGUUGGAAUCCUCGAAUCUGCGAAGGAAAAAAAGAAACGCGCUGAGAAGAAAAUCGCUGUCAACACAAACAUCGUUUUAAGAUUUUCUAAUCAUUCGUGGAAUGUUUUUGUUGUGUAUAUUUUUCAUGUUCAUGAAAUGAACCCCACAAUUUGCAUAUAUUGCACGCUUCACCCGGCAAUUUUAUAGAAGACAUUGACAAAAAGUCAAUCGUAUAAAUGUUGUUUUAUAAAACAAAUGCUACAAAAGAUGCAAUAAAAUCGAUAAAUUCUUACCUG
Molecule: messenger RNA, 2359 nt
Organism: Styela clava
Lineage: Eukaryota; Metazoa; Chordata; Ascidiacea; Stolidobranchia; Styelidae
Product: protein unc-93 homolog A-like
Source: RefSeq, a predicted model, not a curated record